This is a messenger RNA of Dermatophagoides farinae (American house dust mite), 1173 nucleotides long. RefSeq lists its product as uncharacterized. NCBI's taxonomy places the organism in Eukaryota, Metazoa, Arthropoda, Arachnida, Sarcoptiformes, Pyroglyphidae. The record is from RefSeq and is a predicted model, not a curated record.
UAUACCAACGAAUCCGAGCUACCAGCAAAAAUUUUUAUGCACAACCAUAGAUUUUUCUCACCGAUUUUCGAAUCGGUGGUCAUUUCAUUAUUUGAUUGCAGCAUACACGCACACUGUCGACGACGACAAGUUUUUUGUUCCCUUUUCACAAUCGAACGAUCAACAAUAGAAAUUUCAUCAUUUAUUCGUAUUCACAUCAAGCAAAAACCAAUUAACCAGCCAAAUAUAACUAUAAUAAUAAUAAUAAUAAUAUAAAAACUUGAAGAAUUAUAUACAAAACACAAGUUCCGUUUCCGUUGUUUGUUGUUUGCUAACAUUGGCAAUAACAUCAGUCAACAUUUAAAGGCAAAUAUGUUGCUCGAUCCACAAGAGACAUUAUCAUUAAACAAGUUAAUUGUACGACAAAUUGGCUGUAAUAAUCGUUCACGUUUGGCUAAACUUAAUGGUAACAAACUCAUUCUAUGUAGUUCAAUUAAUCGUGGUGAUUCAAUCAAAUAUGAUUGGAUCGAUACAAUAGCCAUUAAUCGUUCACCAUUAUCAUCAUCGCCGUCUCCCAUUAUGAAUAACAUGUCAUCAUCGUCAUUAUUAUUAUCUCAAAAUAAUGAUUCAUGGUCAUCAUCAAUAACAUCGACAUUAUCAUCAACAUCAAUCAAACAUAUCAACAAUACAAAUAUUGAUCAUCAACGAAUAUCUGCACCGGUUUAUCAUAUAUUUUAUUCUACAGAAUAUUCUGAUUCAAUCAUCUAUAUAAUGGCUGUAUUGUGUAUAUAUUUCCUAUUAUUUUCAUUGUUAAUCUAUGCAAAUUGGACUUCAUUCAACCACAAUAGUAAUGAUAAUGAUGAUGAAAAAAGUCGAAAAAAACGACGACAACGACGACGACAACAACAACGACAACGACGAUUACAUGAAAAGAAAUAAUAACCAUAGUAAUAAUCAUAAUAAUAAUAAUGUCGUUAACGGCAACGUCAUCAACCAUGUCAAUUCGAAACCAAAAUUUCAUUUUGUAAAUUUUGUUGAAAAACAAAUGACAACGAUGACAUUAACUCAAGCUGAUUAUAGUCUGAUACGGAUGGAACCAAUGAUUGUUAAACAACACGAUAAUCAUCAUCAUCAUCAUCAUCAUCAUCGACCAUUUGGUUUGAUUUUUUAUGCCACACGAAUCAUACCGAAAAC